AUGAAUCAACUCCUCUUUGAAAGAUCCACCGGCAACCUCGGCCAAAAUGCCUUUGUUCGCCUCCAGUACAGUCAACUGCUAUACGCAUUCCGGCCUGCUUCUCGGCUGCGCUUUAACGGCGGCGAACAAGGCACGAACAUAGUGCCCGAGGGCGCCGGAUCAUCCUAUCUUGAUAGCUGGGCUCACCAAUCUGGAGUGAAUGCCCUAGCCUUGGAGCGAUUUGAUGGCCGAAUAUUGGUAUCGGGUGGUUCAGAUGCUACCAUCCGUAUAUGGGACCUGGAGCAGCGUGACCAGGCAGCACCUGAAUAUGAAUUUCGCCCUGUUGCGCAAAUUUCUCGAGCCGGUAUCAGCCAGCAAGACACAUCGCUGCGACGCCAGCAGCCGGCCGUUUCAAGAGGUCCGUUAUCUAGAAGCGCCUCUAGCGACGGCCAUCGCUUCGGUGUGACACAUCUAUCGUUUUACCCUUUUGAUUCGGCCGCUUUCUUGUCCUCAUCCUACGACCAAACCCUCAAACUGUGGGCGACUGAUCUUGCCCGUCUCUCAGGGUCUUUCGAUCUCAGCUCCAAAAUAUACAGUCAUGCCAUCUCCCCUAUAGCUGAUCACCUGCUUGUGGCCUGCGCGACCCAGCAUCCGGCUGUACGGCUUGUGGACCUCCGGUCUGGUGCAGCCGUCCAAUCUCUCGUGGCUCCGGGCCAGGUCGCCGGUGCUGUGUUGUCUGUGGCCUGGUCUCCACGCCACGAACAUGUUCUUGCGAGCGGUGCCGUCGAUGGUAGCGUACGAAUCUGGGAUGUCCGUCUUGCAAGUAGCCUGGUGGCACUGCUGGACCAGGAGGAUAGCCUCGGUUUGUCCUCCAGGACGGGCAACGACAACGAUGGUCGCAUGCCAGUGGUCUCAGCCCCGUACGAGCGAGGCAUACGAUUAUCAGCCAAGGCUCACACCGGUCCCGUGAACGGACUGACCUGGACGGACGAUGGGGCCUACAUUGUUUCUGCUGGCCAUGACAGACGAAUACGCGUCUGGGAUGCUGCCACCGGUGCCAACACGCUCGUGAGCUUUGGGCCAUCUGUUCGCAACGGUGGCUUGACGAGCGUAUCGAUGGUAGUGUCUCCGACAGGCCUGACACCGCCGAAGAAGGAGCUGCUCUUCUGGCCUAACGAGUCCGAGAUCCUCGUCUUCGGUUUACAUGACGGUAGUAUUGUCACUCGGCUACGCGGAAUGGGUCCUACUCAGUUUGCUGUGCGCUUGGCAUCGGGUGCCAGCCCAGCUUUCAACAACCCACCCCCCUCUGGAGCCAGAAUGGGCAGACGGGGCUCUGUCAGUACCGGCAACCGUACCGGUAGAACUGUGGUGCCUGACCGGUCAUCUGCCAGGAAGAACAGAGUCACUAGCCUUGUGUGGCAAGGAGCGGGGGGGUCAGGCAGCGAGACUGGUGGUGUCAACAUGGGCGGUCACGGUGCCAUGGGCGGUGUCUACAGCGGCCAUUCGGAUGGCCAGAUACGCGCGUGGAUGCCCCAGCCAGCCGUUGAAAAUGGAGGAGCUGACGACGAAAUUGGUGGCGAUAGUGACGAUGCAACGCCCUCGGCCGUCGAACAGCGUGACCGAAAACGGAGAGCUUUAGACCAAACCUUCCGCAGUCUCAUGGGCACACAGAUAACAUUCCGGUAA
Messenger RNA from Grosmannia clavigera kw1407, 1665 nucleotides. Its product is annotated as WD repeat protein. Gene Ontology annotation, molecular function: protein binding. The transcript is spliced from 2 exons. Gene Ontology annotation, biological process: transcription-coupled nucleotide-excision repair; proteasome-mediated ubiquitin-dependent protein catabolic process; protein polyubiquitination. NCBI's taxonomy places the organism in Eukaryota, Fungi, Ascomycota, Sordariomycetes, Ophiostomatales, Ophiostomataceae. Bases 1 to 1665 code for a protein of 554 amino acids. The record is from RefSeq and is a predicted model, not a curated record. Gene Ontology annotation, cellular component: nucleotide-excision repair complex; Cul4A-RING E3 ubiquitin ligase complex.